AUGCCAGCCGCCGAACUUCACCCGCUGAGUUUCUGCCUGCCCUGCUGCAAGGCAGACAAGCGCAGGAUCUCUGCAAGGAAACGGGAGCAGGAGAAGAUGUGGGGACCAUCGGUGAAGGCAGAAGCUGCAUUCUCUGGGGCAGACGGAGCUUCCUUGGAGCAAGGGCAGGGGGCACAGGCCCAGGAGGGUGCCCAAGAUGCCCUCUCCUCUGGCAGUGGAGAGACGCUGUUGAGCCGCUGUCUUGCUGGAGGUGUGGAAACAGCUGCUUUACCUCCAGUCCAGUGCCCUGUUUCCUUUGAGGAGGUGUCUGUCUGCUUCACCCCAGGAGAAUGGGCCCUGCUGGAUCCGGGCCAGAGGACUCUCUACAGGGAAGUCAUGCGGGAGAACUAUGGAAGCGUCAUCUCUCUGGCCAGAAGUAUAAGAGAGACUUUGGUGGAGAAAGACGAUCGCCUUGCAUCCAAAGAAAAGCUGGGGAGUUUCUCAAGAGGAUCUCAGGAGCAUAUUUCCUCCCCAAAUGAGCUGUCUGACACCUUUUGCGCAAGGACCCUGGAGCUACGUCCUUUCACCCUCGCCCUCCGGAACCGCCUCCGACGCAAGUGA
Messenger RNA from Heteronotia binoei (common prickly gecko), 600 nucleotides. RefSeq names its product zinc finger protein 862-like. The record is from RefSeq and is a predicted model, not a curated record. The transcript is spliced from 6 exons. Bases 1 to 600 code for a protein of 199 amino acids. Lineage: Eukaryota; Metazoa; Chordata; Lepidosauria; Squamata; Gekkonidae. Gene Ontology annotation, biological process: regulation of DNA-templated transcription.